Symbiodinium sp. CCMP2592 is the source of this 897-nucleotide messenger RNA. Lineage: Eukaryota; Dinophyceae; Suessiales; Symbiodiniaceae. The record is from the annotation of a GenBank genome assembly.
AUGGAGGCGGCUGAUGUUCAGCAUCGAAUUCUGAGCUUCACCCGCGCAGCAGAUUUCAGGGCAUGGUACGGUGCUUGCUGGUGUACCAGGCAAAUCACCGGCAACUUCGCCGCUGAUGUGCUGCGUGCACCGUGGUGGUUGCUGGACCAGACCGGGGAGGAUGUCAUCCUACAGGUCUUCGGCUUUUGCUCCCCUGCAUCUCAGCUGCGCCUCGCAAGCCUGGGGCGCGGCUGGCGCCGUGCCUCUCAGAGAAGGGAGGCUUGGCGUCACCUUCGACUCAGCUUCGGGUGGGGCCGCGACGUGGAGCUGCGCUGCCUCCUGCGAGCUCUGCAGCACUUCGCGCGGCACUACGGCAUCGGCGUUCUUCCGGAGCCGGAGGUGUCCAAGCCAGGAAGUCCAAAGGGGAACUUACCACGGACGCCGCCCUCCACGCCGACGGAGCUGAAGAAGUCGAUGUUGCCAGCGUGCGAAGGCAUCCAUUUGUCGCAGCAGCCCUCAUCGCAGCUGGUCUUCCGAAGGCAUGGUGUGGAGGCAGAAGCCGACGAGGAUGAGCCAAUGAAGGAGCUGUGGCUGCUAGAGCCCGAUCGGGGCAACAACGGGGCGCGCCGGACCCUCCGCCGUGCGGUCAUGCAGGAGCCGAAGAUGCUGGCUGGCCGCGCUGUCCUGGAGUUGGACUCAGGCGCUGGGAUGGUUGGACUUGUGGCUGCACAUCUGUGUCGGACCAUGACCCUGACGGCUGCAGAUGAGUUAGGAUGCCGGCUGCUGCGCUUCAACGCCCAAAGCCUUCACACUGCUACGAAAGCUUCUGGAAGGGCCAAGAGCUGUCAGGCCGCGUCGGUCAGCGGCAUUACGGGAAGACAGGUUCCUGUCUACGUCUACCCCGGGCACCGUGGUUGA